AUGGACAUUAUAUUAGGAAUUCGUCUUAAAGAUUGUACGUUAUUGGCGACAUCAAAAGCUUUCACACGAGGAAUCUCUGUUUUGAAGGCCACCGAUGACAAAACAUGUGAUUUAAACACUCACAACGUUAUUGGAUACACUGGAGAAUCUGGUGAUACUACUCAAUUUGCAGAAUAUAUCAAAGGCAAUGUGCAAUUGUUUGGGCUCCGUGAAGGUUACGACAUGGAACCACAGGAGAUUGCGUCCUUUAUAAGACACGAGCUGGCAACUUCUCUAAGAUCAAGAAAGCCAUACCAGGUGAACCUUAUACACGCUGGAACUACCUCUAAAGGUGAAGGUUUUCUGAGCAUGAUUGACUACAUUGGAACCAGAUGUGACUUGCCAUAUGUUGCCCACGGAUAUGCCGCAUUUUACACAAUGUCGUUGUUGGACCAUCACUAUCGGGAGGAUAUCACAUUCGAUGAGGGCCUGAAAUUGAUAAAGUUAUGCGAGCAAGAGUUGAACAUGAGAAUGCCAAUUGAAUUUAAAGGGUUGAAUGUUAAGUGUGUAAGCAAAGAUGGAAUUCGUAUAGUUGACUAUUAG
Messenger RNA from Pichia kudriavzevii, 582 nucleotides. RefSeq lists its product as uncharacterized. Gene Ontology annotation, molecular function: peptidase activity. Gene Ontology annotation, cellular component: nucleus; proteasome core complex, beta-subunit complex; proteasome core complex. Lineage: Eukaryota; Fungi; Ascomycota; Pichiomycetes; Pichiales; Pichiaceae. The coding region runs from base 1 to 582 and encodes 193 amino acids. The record is from RefSeq and is a predicted model, not a curated record. The transcript has a single exon.